AUGAACGGAGCUGCUGGUCCUGCUCCUAGCGGUGAAGGGCCCGCAUCAUCAACUUCGACCAAUACGUCUGCAGCAACGGGAGGGCCGUCCAGGCGCUAUGGUCCGCUACCAAAUUACGUCCAAGUCGCCAAAUGCUACGUCUUUGAGCAGGAGAUCCAAAAGUGUCUUAAGGAGAACGGGGUCAGCCAGGCGAGAGAGGAUAACUUGAGAUUGGCGGGAGUGCAAUGGAUUGAUAAUGUGAGGAGAGCAUUGAAGUUGCCAGUCAGGACAUUCAACACAGCUGUUGUAUACUAUCACAAGUUCCGGUUACAGCAUUCAGAUGGAGAGUACAGCUUUGUGGACGCCUCAGCAGCGGCACUUUUCACGGCGUGCAAGGUCGAAGAUACACUCAAGAAAUCGCGAGAUAUCCUAUGUGCGGCACAUAACGUGAAAAUCCCCAGGACGGAGCAUUUGUCACCGGAUGAUCAGGUCUUCGAACACCACUCCCGUACAAUAAUCGGCCUUGAAAGACUCAUACUUGAAGCCGCUGGUUUCGACUUCCGCAAUCGCCACCCGCAAGACCUCCUCAUAAAGUUUGCUAAACAUUACUCUUUCACCAAAGCUUCGCCCGUGGUCAAGACAGCAUAUUCGAUCUCGCUAGACCUAUACAGGACUUGGGCGCCACUGAAGCAGACGACAGCGACGAUGGCGUUUGCUUGUCUCGAGCUUGCAGGGCGGUUGCUUGGGGAAGAACACGAGAGGAUCUGGAAGGGCUCGGAUUACAAGGAGUGGAAGGUCGAGCGGGGGAUGGUGAUGGAAACUCUUCUCGACCUCCUCGAACUCUACACCCACCACCGCAACUUGACGGCAACCGGGACGUCCUUCCCCGUUGACACGUUCCUCGAAGUACGUAUCCCGCUGAACCUCGAGUCCGAGGAGAAGGAGAUCCCACGAUACACGGCGUGGGUGGAAACGAGCGGGUCUGCAGCGGACCAUGCGAAGGGCAGCCAUUACGGGCAAAACGUCAAUGGCACAAGCGCCAUGAAUGGCUCCAAGUCCGGCUCAUCGAGCAAGAACGUAAGUCCGCGCGACGUGACGAGUCCGCGCAGAGGCAGCGCGAGCACGAACGCUGCUUCUGGCGGCGGCACAGGCGUGGCGUCUUGGUCUGGGUCUGGAUCCGGCUCUGUCGCCGGGAUAAAGCAGCGCGUCGGCGAGAGGGGGCGCGAAGGCACGGUGCGCUUCAUUCUCAACCCGGAUAGGGAAAGGGAGGAGAACGCCAUUGUCGAGUUAUUUCGCAAGCCCUGA
This is a messenger RNA of Cladophialophora bantiana CBS 173.52, 1284 nucleotides long. RefSeq lists its product as uncharacterized. Lineage: Eukaryota; Fungi; Ascomycota; Eurotiomycetes; Chaetothyriales; Herpotrichiellaceae. The record is from RefSeq and is a predicted model, not a curated record. Gene Ontology annotation, biological process: regulation of transcription by RNA polymerase II; positive regulation of DNA-templated transcription, elongation. The transcript is spliced from 5 exons. Gene Ontology annotation, cellular component: cyclin/CDK positive transcription elongation factor complex; nucleus. Gene Ontology annotation, molecular function: cyclin-dependent protein serine/threonine kinase activator activity. The coding region runs from base 1 to 1284 and encodes 427 amino acids.